UGCCACUGUUGAGCAGGUAGUACAAGAGCAGCGAGUCAAGCUAGUGUACCAGCCAACGAUACACAAUAAGGCCAGAGAGCACACAGUCAAGCAUCGAGCCUGCGACAAUGUCUGCACCUGCACCUCUGGUCGGCGAGCCCAUCGUCAGACAGACUUCCAACGUGCCCACAGAUCAGCACGAGAAAGUGCUGGCCUCAAAAGUUGAGCAUGAGGAGUUCAUCGUCGAAGCCGUCCUCUUUGACAUGGAUGGCACGCUCGUCGAUUCCAUCCAGGCCGUCGAAGCUGCGUGGGGAGGCGUCGCACUCGAGCUCGGCAAGGACCCACAAGAGGUCAUCGAUGCUACCCAUGGUCGUCGCGCUAUCGACAACUUGCGCGAUCUCCGACCCGACCUCGCCAAAGUGCCAGAAUCAAAAAUGGAUCCGCACGUCGAGGAAUUCGAGCAAAAGAUUCUCACUCAUGCUGAUCAGUAUCACAAUGAAGUCCGAAGUCGCAGACAAUCAGCCGCAGAAUCGAUCAGGAGCUCUCGCUCGAAUUCGCGAAAGAACUCCUCCAUCUCGCUCUCGAAGCCACCCUCCCGCAAAGGAUCCUUCGCCUCCGAGCUUACCAAACGUAUGCAGUUCACCCGUCUGACUGAAGCCAAGCCCGUCAACGACUCAUCCAAUGCAAGCCCGAUCGAACGCACAGAUUCGCCAGCGAAUGGUUCUAAAGAUGCCACUUCGGCAGUAUUGGACGAGAAUCCGUUCGACGACGAUGACGAUGACGAGGAGAUCGACAUUGACGCCCUCGACGUCGAUGUUUCCGACCUCAUUGACCGUUCGUGCAAGAUCUUGCCCGGUGUCAAACGACUCAUCGACGGACUUCCUGCUGACCGCUACGCGGUCGCUACCUCGGGCGCAAAGACCUACUGUUAUGGUGCACUCAAGCGAAUCGGCAUCACCCCGCCGGCGGUCACGGUCACCGCGGACGACAAGCACCUGCUUCGCGGCAAGCCGCAUCCCGAUCCCUUCAUGCUCGCAGCGAAACGACUUGGCUUCGAUUGCAAAGACUGUCUCGUCUUUGAGGAUUCGCCUUCUGGCAUACGCGCUGGCGUGGCCUCCGGCGCAAAGACAAUCGCUGUCUGCACAUCUCAUCCUGCUAGCAAGAUCAAGGAUUCAGGCGCCCAUUACCUCAUUCCGACGAUCGAAUGCAUCCACAUCACACCUAUGGAAGAUGGUCGCCUCAAGGUUGUCAUCGAUCAGGCUCGCGUUAAGCGAGAUCUGGCCGCAUUGGGCGACAAGGUGGCCACGCCCGAGGUGCCAACGCCAGCGCGACCUUCGAGCGCUGCCGCCAACGCAUCCACAUAGAUAUUCUCUCUUCCGAACGAAGGAAAUCUACACCG
Messenger RNA from Mixia osmundae IAM 14324, 1378 nucleotides. RefSeq lists its product as uncharacterized. The transcript is spliced from 7 exons. Lineage: Eukaryota; Fungi; Basidiomycota; Mixiomycetes; Mixiales; Mixiaceae. The record is from RefSeq and is a predicted model, not a curated record. Bases 108 to 1343 code for a protein of 411 amino acids. Gene Ontology annotation, molecular function: beta-phosphoglucomutase activity; sugar-phosphatase activity.